GAUCAUUCAUAUACACGUCUGACUGUUGCAACGAGGGGUGCUGCUACACUCUUACGUGCGCAUAGGCUUACGGGAUUCGCACAGGAAAGAUGAGUUCGCCGCGCAAGAAGUCGACGCCGGAACUCGUUCAGGACUUCGAUCUCGACUAUCUCGUGUCCGUCUUUGCAAACAACGUCUUCACUUCCAAUGCUACCGAUCCUGAAAAGGUUCGUACUUUCGACGAUAUCCAACAGAAGUGCGUGGAACUUUUUGACAAGGACUACAUAGUAAAGGUGAUAGACAACGAUCGUGGGAAGCUGAGCGCCACUUAUCCCAACAAGAUAGUGUCCUUGGCGCUUCCGGCUGAUAACGGCGACAGUAAUGAUCGCGACAGCAAUGACCAUCAACGACGCACUCACGAACUUCGGAUGCUCAUGCAGAAGUCGCGAGUGGCCAGGGCACGCACACGUUUUGUUGUUCCGGUCAUAUUAUACGACGGAAAGCAUAUAUGCAGGUCUGCAACGCUUUCUGGGGGAAUAGAGAUCUACACACGAGCUCUGGCGGAAUAUCUCUGCGGUCCUUCACGCUGCUCAUUUUCACAAUUUCGGGCUUCCUUGGGACUAGUUCAACGCCCGACGGACAGUAGCAGUGCAGCUACUGAUGAGCUAAUCCCCGAAUCUCCAGAGUCCAUAGACGAGCCCGACAGCCCUGGUCUUCUGUCGACCCCCGGGGCCCGAGAGGAAUACGAAGACCUUUCUCAAGGAGCAGAAAGCACGUCGAAUUUGCCUCAAGACGAUGCUUCACUGCACGCCGAACUGCGGAAGGAAGACAUAGAGCUCCUCAGGCUCCUGUCAGUACGCCGGAUUUGCGACUUGAUGGUUGAAGGCAAAAAGGAAAAAUUCUGUUUGAAGAUGACGUCCUCGGAGAAGGUUGACAAGUUCGGGAGAUACCGCGAUUUUACCAUUUUUAAGCUUCCUUACCCAGGUUGCGAGUUCUUCGAAAAGUACGUAAAGCAGCUCUACAAUCCCGAAGGCCUUUACUUCGACUGGACACAGCAUUUUGUGGACGUCGAGCUGGAAGUUCCCGAAACCAGCAUUUCUUCGGAGCUCAACAUUGACUGGAAGAAUUACAAGCAUUGGGACCUGGUAGAGCUCACCAAAAAUUACCUGAAGUUUUUACUGAAAGUCAUUAUCGACGGUGACUCCAGCCUUUUGGUUCACUGUAUCUCCGGCUGGGACCGCACUGCCCUGUUCAUCUCAAUGCUGCGUUUAUCCCUAUGGGCCGAUAACAAGAUUCACCAGAACCUGUCGGCACUGGAGAUGGCCUACCUAACUGCCGCGUAUGACUGGUUCCUCUUCAGUCAUAAUCUACCUAACCGGGUACAAAAGAGCGAAGAGAUCUUCUUCUUCUGCUUCAACAUGCUGAAGUAUAUCAGCACGGAAGAGUUUUCAACGCUAAGCCUUGAGAAUACCGCCAACAAGAUCACUGAUAGUAUUGGAACGGCCAAGGCCUCGGGGGAACGUUCGCAGGAAACCGAUGCCAGCUGUUCAGUACACCAGAUUGCGGCAGCCGGUACCAGACACACCGGGCAAGAGACGCUGCAGGUGGACGCGACCAGUGCCGGGCCAUCAGUCCAAGGCGAUACGAGCCACGAUGCCAGCUGCGAAAGCACCUUGAGCAGUCGGGGCCCUGAUGCACCGCGAGACUUUUCUGCGCCAACGGACUCCAAUGACGAAUGUGGAAGAAAUGGCUGGCAAAUCAUCAAAGAUACAGGAUCCACAGACAGCAGUUUGUCCUCUGACGUCGACAGUGACCAAAACACGACCGCUUCGAGUAUCCGCAGAAGCAGUGACAACGUGAAAAAACCGGGUGGCUCUGAAGAUUCAGCACACUCAAGCAAGGAUUUUUCGCUGAAGCUUCGCCGGGAACGACUGGAGGAAGUACGCCGUAUUGUGUGCAGAACUUACAUCAACGUCAGAGCCGCAGUGCCACACAGACCUGCUUCCACGAGAUGCCUCAACGCUAUCGCGCGGACCUUUUCUGUGACAAGUGCCCGAGAAGGGUCGGGAUCGCCGCGGGCAGAAAGGCAGCGGCCUAUGGAGUAAACAGUACAUUCGCGUGCAUUAUUGAGUAUUGCCUGCUGGAGCGAAGCGUUCAACCUUAUCUUUCUGCACUUGGAAUGUUUGCCCCGUGCCGCUCUAUUUCCCGUGUCUGUUCUCGUGCCAGCUUUCUACGAGAGGGGAACUUAACUGGGCAGCUCCAGUUUCAGCCGCACUGACGAGGGUGCUUAUCUUGAAGCGCUAGGUGUAACGCUGAUGCCCCGUCGACGCUGAUAUUGUGCAAACCUGAUUCCAUUUUCUAAGACGUGUGAGCACGCAAGAGUCAACUCUAUGCUGCUAUGACUGUAGGAUGCGCCUGUCCUGCAACUUUUACCAAAAAUCGUUACAGCACCAUCUCUGUGUGACGCUUCUACGCUGUUGCCACGUUUUAAAAUUCUACACCAUGGCAGCUUGGGCUAGUCGGUGCGUACUCUACAGGGGAACAGAUCGAAAACACGAAGGGCAAGAAAGGGAAUGCACAACAGCGCUGGUAUGGGCUCCCUUUCUUCUUCGUCUUUCCGCUCUGUUCCCCUGUAGAGGUUUUAAAAUAGUUGAUUUUAUUGCUCGCAAAGGCCCCGCGCGGGCGUUCCUGGACGAAUAAAUUUAGCGAAAUUCUUCCCAAGAUUUAAGGCACUGCGUUGCCCUGAGGCCUGUGAACGUGCAUGUUUUAACGCAAUAUGUAAGCUUGCAAAUGUAGAAGUGACUUUUAUACCUUCAAUUUAGUCUGCCGUUUAUACGCGCUACUCUUGUAGCUCUGUAAUGUAGUUGUACAGUAGAUAAUUAUGAUGAGUGGGGUAUACGUAUACGUGGUUUUUCAGUGUGCUUUAAUGGACUUCAUGCACCGUUUUAUAUCUUGUACGUAUUGUAAGACUUCAUGAAAGAACUGCAACCCUAAGUUGCAUGGAGUACUGAUUUCAGACUGUUUUAUACAGUGCCAUCGCACUCGGGUGCCGGUACGAACAAUAAAGAUGACACAGGAUACUUCCGUACCUUUGAA
Messenger RNA from Dermacentor albipictus, 3075 nucleotides. RefSeq names its product phosphatidylinositol-3,5-bisphosphate 3-phosphatase MTMR14-like. Gene Ontology annotation, molecular function: phosphatidylinositol-3-phosphate phosphatase activity. The record is from RefSeq and is a predicted model, not a curated record. Gene Ontology annotation, biological process: dephosphorylation. Lineage: Eukaryota; Metazoa; Arthropoda; Arachnida; Ixodida; Ixodidae.